AUGCAACUUGAAAAUUCUCGCGCCGAGUCCCGGGCGGCACCUAUCAAACUUGACGAUGUCGCACAAGAGGUGCAAUUCUUGCCCGAAAAGACUUUGCAAGAUCUUGCUAAGGGCCAACUUGUCAAGCUAGCUUUGACCUGUGAAGAUCGUCCUAAAGUGGAUCGUGUCUGGCAAUCUCUGAUACUGACUGUGUCAACGCCUUCACUAUCAACAUUGCAUUCAGCGGCAGCUUGCAACGCCGUGUCCGCUUUUCUGGAUGCUGCGGCAACCUCCAAAAUCGAAGAGACUCGAAAGCUAGCUCUUUCACCAGAGACGUGGCUAGCUGUCUUCGAAGUAUUCAUGAGUCGAUAUGAAGACGCAAAGCCAAAACCCCUCAAGCAGCUCUUAGGCUCUCUGGUCACUCUGCUAGGGAAGCAUAUUCAUGGUGCUGAUGAGCAGCUGAUUGUGAAAGCCAUUGUGGACUCUAUCGUCCCAAGUAUCGUACUUGGUGAACCCAAAUCUCGAUUAAAAGCCUCAGUGGUCUGUUUCGAAAUGUGCAUCCGCAAAGGUUCUCUGUCAAGCACUGCCUUCAUAGGCUUAUUACAGGAAUGGCUUGAUGCCAACAAAGAGAGAUGGGUGUACGAUCUUGGAAAGGCUAAGGAGGCCGUGUUCUCAGUCAGUGCCUUGGACACUUCUACGGAGGUAUCAGAGGAAUUGGCGGCAAAGGUCUUUGUGCUGUGUCUUUUGACACAAACCAACAGUCGCGAGCUUUCUGGCGCAUGUGGGAAUGUUCUGGGCGCAUUUCUGCAGAAAAUGAAGGCUGAAAGCCCGGAAAAAAUUGUAUCGGCGAUAUGGCUAGCCCCUGUGCGAUACAUGAUGCUGCACGUCGCCGACAAUCUCGAAGCCAUGUCGACCCAAAUUCUCCAACCGGUGUUCUCCGCUGAUCCUGCUGGUUUCAUGGCUUUUGUGAACACACUACCUCUGCAAAGUGUUCUCAAAGGGAACAUGACUGAUGCAGAAGACAACGAGUACCUUCUUUUGUUCGCUGUCUUGCAAAUAGGCAAAAAGACCAAUCUCGUCCAUGAGGAUUAUGACGGCUCGAAACAAAGUGAUAUCAAAAGCGAUAGUUCACCGAGGCUUGUACUCAGAAGCGACGAACUGGGAAAGUUUCUGCUUCACAGGGAGCCAAACAUUCGGAUUGCAGCUUUAUCACUCCUCGUGACAGCAUUCUCAACCAUCAAGCCUUUCACUACUCUUGCCAUAGACUCAAUAAUGAGGGGUCUGCCAUCGAUGCACGCAGACUCAGACUCUUACAGCCGAGGUGAGAUCAUGAGUCUGACUAGAAAACUCAUCGUGCGGGUAAAGAGUGGCAUCCUUAUAUCGGUAGCGGACCAGGGCCACGAUAGCUCUACAUUGGCAAAUCCCAAUAUUCCAGCAGGUUUUGUGAAGAGCGACGAGGAGGUCACGGAAUUCUUGAAGAGAUACGUCGACUUCCUCAUGGGUGAUCUCGUCGUGACCGCAUCUUACCCUCGCCACAUUAGUGCCCUCAAAGGAUUGAAGCUCUUACUAGAAUCCAACCUUGACCCACGAACCAAUAUUCCACCAGCCAAAUCCGAGGUCGAAAGUCGGUGGAAGAGCCAUCUGGAAGUCUUCAAGCCUCAACUCCUUCGGCUUUUGGUGGACUUGCUACUCGAUCCUUUUGAGGAAGUUCGACACACUGCGCUCCUGCUCCUCAAUCACUUCCCCCGCGAAAUUUUGAUGAACGGUUUCGAAGCUCAGGGGAUUUCAGGUUCCUCUCCGGUCAUGGGCGUGGCACACGCGCUAUCACGCGCCGAACUGACCGCCAGCAAUACCAGUCGGGCAGACCAUGCAGAUACUGUAGCUCGCCUGUACCAUAUCAUCUUCUGCGCCGCAUUGCCAAGUCACCCUCUAUUGUCCAGCGAGAUGUGGUGGUCAAGCAAAGUCUCUGUUGUCAAUCACAUUUUGAGCAAAUUAGAGGAGCGACUCUCAUCUUCUAAGGGCCUCUUUAGCGCGACUUUGCGUGAAGCUCCUUUGCACGGUUACAUGUCUGGACUCAGAUAUAUUAUUUCAAUGCCGAACUUCCACAAUCUUCUUCUAGAUGGGCCAACAACCGAGUCAUGGAGGUCAAUUCAUGACCGUAUUCUCUUCAUUUGUAACAGAGUUUGGGAAGAGGUCAAACCUAUCCUGUGCAUCGACUCUCCAGAGGGCCACACGGAUGAUCCUGCCGAGGAUCUAGCAGUUGGACCAAAGGAUAUUCUUUCGUACUCAUGGAGAGCUCUUCGGGAAUCCAGCCUUUUGCUUCACGCUACUUUGUUAAAUACGACAUACGGACCGUCUGGUAAGGAUGGACUUCAGCUUGCCGACUUUGAAAACAUCGGUCGAGCAAGCUUCAUCCAGCUUGCCGAACUACGCCAUCGCGGAGCCUUUUCCACCGUAUCGCAAACAUUCGCCACCUGCUGUGAACGAUGUACGAGAUCGAGUGACCUAACAAUUCAAGAACUCCCAAGGGGUUGGUAUCAAGACGCAAGAAAGACUAUUUUCGAGUCUGCUUCCAAAUUGACUCGAAGGUCCGCCGGGUUGCCUGCACUUAUGACCGGAAUUCUGUGCUCUCUUCACCGCACACCUUUCUUUGCUGAUGCCAUGGAAGAUCUUCGCCAAAUCUCACGUCUUCCCGUGAAAUAUAACAAAGAGGAGCAGUAUUUGGAGCUUCCGCAGGUGCAUGCUAUGAAUUGCUUGAAAGACAUAUUCACCAAUACCAAGCUUGGUCCCUUUACAGAGCCUUUCAUAAUGCCUGGACUGACCCUUUCGGCGGAGACCCUUGGAUCACCAAUCUGGGCUCUUCGAAACUCUGGUCUCAUGCUUUUCCGUGCUCUCCUCACGAGAAUGUGCCGCAUGGUCCCCGGAGCCGUGGCCGGAUUCGGCGGUACGUCUGGGUCAGAGCCUGGCUCCAAGAUCUCUUUCCCCAAAUAUGCUGGUCUUUUCGAACUGCUGGCGGCAUUGCUCGCGUCUUCGGACGGCACAACUGCCCAAGAUGGCACGGACAUCAUAACCGAAAGAAUCUUUCCAGCGUUGGAGCUCAUUGGCGAAAAAGUACCUUCGGUUGGCGACGACUACGAUAUGCAGCUCCGCCAGCUUGUUCUGGUUCACUUCAAAAGUCCAGUAUGGGGUAUUCGCGAGCAUGCGGCUCGAGUCUACGCGUCUUUACUCACAAGAGAGAAUAUUGUUGAAGAUAUGAAAGAUCUGGUGAAUUUGCUCGACGAUGACGCAUCAGAGAACCUCUUACACGGCACAGCUUUGUGUGUCCGCUACUGUGUCCGGCGCUUCUCAGCUUCAACCAAUGCCUACUGGAAUAGCAAUCUGGGAGAUCUCCUUAGUGCGAUGCGCUUGGUGCUCUGCAAACUUUUCACAGCCGCUAGAUCGCCCGCUGUGGCAACGUGCCUGAUUCAAACAAUGAACGACAUAAUCGCUCGUGGCAUCGCUGCUCAAACUGAGGACCGCCUCGUAAUUUUCAUUCUGGGAAUUUCCGAAGAGCACGAUAUUGACGGCAUCUUGAGUCACCACUUCGAUGCUAGACAACCAGGAUGGAACCUUGUCAGUCGUACUCGAGCAUCUGCCCUCCUCAGGAGAGCUUUGGCCUGGUUUGUAUUGCUCAGGACACUCAUCUCACGGUCUUGGACCGAGAUACCUGCAUUCUUCACCAGUGUCUCACAAUUCGACGUUGAUGUCAGCUGUUGGAUUUUACAGCAGCUGCCGGAAGUUACCGCUGGAAACGACAGGUAUACCACACCACUGAGUGGUCUCUACUGCGCAGUAAUUCUGGGUGACUAUUCAAGCGAAGCAAAGUCACUUGCGUCUGUUAACUUGGCAAUCAUUGUCGAGAAGUUACUGGCUACGUCAGAACGAGAGCUCCAUGCAUUGCAUCUGCCUUGCGAUCAGCUCCUGAGCCAUUUCAGGCCUGAGGUGGAUAUACAAAAAUGGAACAGACAGUCUACGGAUUCAGAAAUUCGUCUUACGGGGUGCCUCUUGGCCAUCCGAGCUCAACGGCCCCCAGAAAACUCGAGUCUUAACGUAUUGGUCGUGUUGCGUUGCUGGAUCCUCAAGCUCCGUCACGCACUCAGUGAGGAAACUGAAUUCACAACCCGACAUGCUGCUGCGGUUUCUGUGCAAAGCUUCUCACGAUUUCUUCGUGAUGGGAUACACGAACCACGAACCGAUGAAAUCCUACUUGAGGUUUAUCUUGUUCUCUAUGAUUUGCUCAAUGAUGAUGAUGAGGAGCUCCGAGACAUCGCCGCAUCUACCGCAUCGCGAAUUUUCUCUGGGUCUUCGAUCUCUCCAUCGGCUGCCCUUGCCCUCGGUCCUCUGAAUGCCAGCGAGACAUUGUCACACUUCAUAACAGAUCAUUACUCCGACUCGAUGUACCUUGCCCGUCGGGUCCUGGAAUAUCUCACCGGCCAAGAGCCUCACAUCAGCGGUUCUGACAUGCAACAUCGCCUUACUUCCGUCUCUGUUUUAAUGGCCCAGUACCGACAGGAAAGUCACGUCCUCUUUGUGGAGGAGAAACAGAAUCUUUUCAUUGAUGAAGUACGCGAGGUCGAUCUAUGGUGCCCAGUGCUCUUGCAGCUGAAGCGAAAUGCCUAUCCUCACACACAGACACGUCACGUUGCGACUUGGGCAUCGGAAGGCCUGGAAUACCUCAUCGAGGUGAUCAAGCACGACAACGAAAUGGAUGGGUUGCUGGGUUGGACUUCCAAGCCGGAAGCUUUUGCUUUGAUUGUGCGAGUUAUCAGCAUCGCCUCUGCACUUUCAUCGAACGAUUUCCGUGCACCCAAGGCUCUAGACGCGUUUCCGGUGAUCUUGCAACAACAAUUGCAAUCUCUUCUAGAUGUCGGCAGAAAUGUUUCUCUCCACGAGAAUCUUUUGUGCAGGAUUCAAGGGGCACUCGGCAAGUUGAGCGCGGGUGGGCAACAAUAG
This is a messenger RNA of Penicillium diatomitis, 4971 nucleotides long. RefSeq lists its product as uncharacterized. The transcript is spliced from 9 exons. The record is from RefSeq and is a predicted model, not a curated record. The coding region runs from base 1 to 4971 and encodes 1656 amino acids. NCBI's taxonomy places the organism in Eukaryota, Fungi, Ascomycota, Eurotiomycetes, Eurotiales, Aspergillaceae. Gene Ontology annotation, cellular component: cytosol. Gene Ontology annotation, biological process: tRNA methylation.